GUUAAAAUAAUUAUUCAUGAAUCAGGGAUCAGAGACCCUCCCUCCAUCCCUCCCUGUUCAGAGGCCAUUUUUAUACAGUGAAUCACAAAACGGUACAACAUAACUGGCACCACGCAGUUUCAUAGCUCGUCGAUUUAAUAUCUUUCUACGCGGCAAAAGAAGAUCCACAUUUUCCAUGGACAUCUUCAAGAGUCACUCUGGGGCAAAAGAUAACCCUUUGAUGCAGUAUGUCCUCAAUCAUUCAAUGAGGGAGCAUCCGGCCCUGAAAAAACUCAGACUGAGGACUAUGGAUGAUUCCUGGAACUUCAUCAUGGUUGCCGCUGAGCAGUCUCAGCUGAUGGCUAACCUGGCAAGACUCAUCAAAACCAAGAAAGCUAUAGAAAUCGGAGUAUACACAGGGUACAACACUCUGAGCAUAGCGCUGGUUCUGCCAGACGACGGGAAGAUGGUGGCCUGUGACAUCAAAGACGAAUACCCCAACAUCGGCAAACCCUUCUGGAAAGAGGCUGGAGUGGAACAUAAAAUAGAUCUACGCAUCCAGCCGGCAUUGAAAACUCUAGAUGACCUCUUGGCCAAUGGCGAGGCCGAGACAUUUGACUUCGUCUUCAUCGAUGCAGACAAAGCAAACUAUGACAACUACUAUGAAAAAUCCCUCCAGCUAGUGAGGAAAGGAGGCAUUAUUGCCAUUGAUAAUGUUCUGUGGAGUGGGAAGGUGGUGAACCCUGCAGCUGAUGACAUUGACACCCAGGCCAUUGACAAGCUGAACAAGAAGUUGUACCGGGAUGUCAGGAUCAACAUCAGCAUGCUCACCGUGGGAGACGGCGUGACACUGGCCUUCAAACUCUAACACUAUGUAGGAGACAGGUCUUAAAACUAUAGUACUAAAUGGAAGAUUGGCCAACACUGGUCUGUACUGUGGUAAACCGUAGUACCCAAUUACUGAGAAGUAGCUUUACAUUACGAUAAUCAGAUAGUACUUGCCAAGUGCUGACUUUUAAAAUGGUUGUUUAUAGGUCAUUAAAUCCACGUGCGUAAUGCUGCCCUUUAAUAUAUGUGACCUGAAAAGGUUUAAAUGAAAGAACUAGGACUGUCAGAGUUAAUCAGGUAACUUUGUGUGCAUUUUUUUUUUUUAAUAUAUUGUCUGAAGGCAUUCAAAAAUAUACUGAAAACAAGUCGAGUGUCUGCUUUCUCAAUUUACAUCAUUUUGCCAACUGUUACUUUAGACAAAAUUAAGAUGUCAAUAUUCUUGUUUUUUUUUAAUGAAAAAUCUUAAAUCGCACCUUAAUUUGAGCAAAUUCUGAAGUUGUGAUAAUUCACAGCAAACCCUGCGAUUAAAUAAAACGUGAUGGUCCUAGAAAGGACCAAAGUAA
This is a messenger RNA of Oncorhynchus mykiss (rainbow trout), 1370 nucleotides long. RefSeq names its product catechol-O-methyltransferase domain containing 1 (gene comtd1). NCBI's taxonomy places the organism in Eukaryota, Metazoa, Chordata, Actinopteri, Salmoniformes, Salmonidae. Gene Ontology annotation, molecular function: O-methyltransferase activity; S-adenosylmethionine-dependent methyltransferase activity. The record is from RefSeq and is a predicted model, not a curated record.